Raphanus sativus (radish) is the source of this 2551-nucleotide messenger RNA. Its product is annotated as subtilisin-like protease SBT1.4. Gene Ontology annotation, biological process: proteolysis. The record is from RefSeq and is a predicted model, not a curated record. The coding region runs from base 56 to 2392 and encodes 778 amino acids. Gene Ontology annotation, molecular function: serine-type endopeptidase activity. NCBI's taxonomy places the organism in Eukaryota, Viridiplantae, Streptophyta, Magnoliopsida, Brassicales, Brassicaceae. The transcript has a single exon.
AAGCAAUAAAUACGUCACUAAAGUAUCUCCCACAACGAAUCAUCAUCCAUUGAUAAUGGCUAAGCUCUCUUUCUCCUCUGUCUUCUUCGUUUUCUCUCUCUUCCUCUGUUUCUUCUCGUCGUUCUCUUCUUGGGAUGAAUUAGAGUCUUACAUCGUUCAUGUGCAGGGAUCUCAUAAGCCUACUCUCUUCUCCUCUCACAAUCACUGGCACAACUCUCUCCUCCGCUCUCUACCAUCUUCUCCACAACCGGCGACGCUCCUCUACUCAUACUCACGCGCCGUUCAAGGCUUCUCCGCUCGCCUCUCGCCUAUACAGACAGCUGCUCUCCGCCGUCACCCUUCCGUUAUCUCCGUUAUACCAGAUCAAGCGCGUGAGAUCCACACCACUCAUACACCUGCCUUCCUCGGUUUCUCCGAUAACUCUGGUCUCUGGAGCAACUCCAAUUACGGCGAAGACGUGAUCGUCGGCGUUCUCGACACCGGAAUCUGGCCGGAGCAUCCUAGCUUCUCCGAUUCAGGUCUCGAUCCCGUUCCGUCCACGUGGAAAGGCGCGUGCGAGGUCGGACCUGACUUUCCCGCUUCGUCUUGCAACCGGAAGCUCAUCGGAGCUCGAGCGUUCUACAAGGGAUACUUGACGCAUCACCGUAACGGGACGGUGAGAGCAACAGCGAAGGAAUCGCGAUCGCCGCGGGAUACGGAAGGACACGGCACGCACACGGCUUCGACGGCGGCUGGAUCGGUGGUGGCGAACGCGAGCUUGUACCAGUACGCGCGAGGAGUGGCGCGUGGGAUGGCGUCUAAGGCGAGAAUCGCAGCUUAUAAAAUCUGCUGGACCGGUGGUUGUUACGACUCCGAUAUCCUCGCUGCGAUGGAUCAGGCCGUUGCUGACGGUGUGCACGUGAUCUCUUUAUCCGUGGGUGCUAACGGUUACGCUCCGGAGUAUCAUAUGGACUCAAUCGCGAUCGGGGCGUUUGGAGCCACGCGCCACGGUAUCGUCGUUUCCUGCUCAGCUGGAAACUCUGGUCCUGGUCCACAAACCGCUACUAACAUCGCUCCUUGGAUCUUAACCGUCGGCGCGUCAACGAUCGAUAGAGAGUUCUCAGCGAACGCAAUCACCGGCGAUGGAAAGGACUUCACCGGAACGUCGCUAUACGCCGGCGAACCUCUCCCUGAUUCUCAGCUUUCUCUGGUGUAUUCCGGCGAUUGCGGAAGCAGGUUGUGCUACCCCGGGAAGCUGAACGCGUCCUUGGUGGAAGGGAAGAUCGUUCUCUGCGACAGAGGAGGCAACGCCAGAGUCGAGAAAGGAAGCGCCGUCAAGAUCGCCGGCGGAGCAGGGAUGAUUCUCGCGAACACGGCUGAGAGCGGCGAAGAGCUCACCGCGGAUUCGCAUCUCGUCCCGGCGACGAUGGUCGGAGCUAAAGCCGGAGAUCAAAUCCGCGAGUACAUCCAAAAGUCAGACUCUCCUCCCACCGCGACAAUCAGCUUCUUAGGGACUUUGAUCGGACCUUCUCCUCCUUCUCCUAGAGUCGCAGCCUUCUCUAGCCGUGGACCGAAUCAUAUAACUCCGGUUAUCCUCAAACCGGACGUGAUUGCGCCAGGAGUUAAUAUAUUAGCCGGUUGGACCGGAAUGGUUGGUCCAACCGAUUUGGAUAUCGAUCCGAGACGGGUUCAAUUCAAUAUAAUCUCCGGUACGUCGAUGUCGUGCCCACACGUCAGCGGACUCGCCGCUCUCCUCCGUAAAGCUCAUCCCGACUGGUCACCGGCGGCGAUCAAAUCCGCCCUCGUGACAACCGCUUACGAUACAGAAAACUCCGGCGAACCGAUCGAGGAUCUCGCCACCGGUAAGCCGUCGAACUCGUUCAUCCACGGAGCUGGACACGUGGAUCCGAACAAAGCCUUGAACCCUGGUUUGGUCUACGACAUCGACGUCAAAGACUACGUGGCCUUCCUCUGCGCCGUGGGAUACGAGUUCCCGGGGAUUCUAGUGUUCCUUCAGGAUCCAACUCUUUCCAACGCCUGCGAGACGAGCAAGCUGAGAACCGCCGGCGAUCUCAAUUACCCAUCGUUCUCCGUCGUUUUCGGAUCGACGGUCGAUGUUGUGAAGUACAGAAGGGUUGUUAAGAACGUGGGGACCAAUGCUGACGCGGUGUACGAAGUCGGAGUUAAAUCUCCGGCGAAUGCGGAGAUCGAUGUGUCUCCGAGUAAGCUUGCGUUUAGCAAGCAGAAGAGCGAGUUGGAAUACGAAGUGACGUUUCGGAGCGUUGUGCUCGGCGGCGGAGUUGGAUCCGUGUUGGGUCAUGAAUUCGGGUCGAUCGAAUGGACAGACGGUGAACACGUCGUGAAGAGCCCGGUGGCUGUUCAGUGGGGUCAGGGCUCAGUUCAGUCAUUCUGAUUGAUACGUAUUGGGUUUUAUUAAUGGGCCUAGUAGUAAAUGGGCCGAUAUAUUUACUCAUUGUUGAGCUCUUACUCUUGUGUUAGACCAUUACGCAUGGGAGUAAAUGAGCAGAAAUUUCGAUUUGCAUUUGUAAAAUUAGUUACCUUUUUUAUUUAA